ACGAGCUUACCCGUGAGCGCGCCUCCGAGAAGUUAAAACAGCUGUCUAGCUGCAGAUCACGGCACGGGACCACAGAGAUAAUGCUGUUGUUAUGCUUUGUUCUGAGAGCAAAGAGUCCAAGGAAGUAGUUUUGUAUUGUUUAUUCUCCUGCUCUACACUGUAAAGUGUUUUCCAACAAGAAGUCGCGGAUUCAUGAUUUGUUUUUGUACAGAACCGAGGAUUAGGAUACUGACGGGGUCUCGAGUUCUCGGAUGAGAUUUUAGGGGUCCAGAAGCACUUUUUGUAAUAAGGAAUGGCCACGGCACGGCUGGACUAUAUCGCUCCAUGGUGGACCUACUGGCUGCACAAUUUCCCCCACUUCAACUUCACCUUCCAGCCCGUUGAUAACACCUUCAGACCCGGGGAGACGAGCUACCAGCAGUCUCUGGUCUUCCUAGCCUGUAUAUCAGCUGUUGGACUAGUCCUGAGCCUCCUGCUGCUGUCUGUCUACCUGACCAGUGUGUGCUGCUGCAGGAAGGAGGAGGAGGAGGAGACCAAGAGGCCUGACUCCUGCUGUGUCUCCUGGACCGCUGUCAUCACUGGACUCAUCCUAUGCUCUGCUGUUGGAGUGGGUUUCUAUGGUAACAGUCAGACCAAUGACGGGGUGUACCAGCUGACCUACUCCCUCCACAAUGCCAACCACACUCUGGGUGGCAUCAACGGCUUGGUCUCCAAUUCUCUGGGCAGUAUGGAGGUGGGUAUGAAGCAGCACCUGAAUCGUCUGGAUGAGAUCUUUGCGACGCAGGGAGACUAUGUCCAGGCCUUGAGGUUCAUGGGUCAGAUGGCUGACAACAUCAUCAGACAGCUGACCGCCAUGCCGGACCUCAGCAAGGCCAAGGUGGACCUGUCGGCCAUCGCUGAUCAGACAGAUUACGUAGAGUACUACAGGUGGCUGACCUACCUGUUACUGCUGAUCCUAGAUCUGGUUAUAUGCCUGGUGGCCUGUCUGGGGGUGGCAAAGCAGUCCCGGUGGCUACUCACCAUGAUCAUGGUGUUUGGGGUGAUAUCUCUGGUCCUGAGCUGGGGAACACUUGGAGCAGGCACUGCUACUAGUGUGGGCACCAGUGACUUCUGUGUGUCUCCAGACAAGUUCAUAGCAAACAGGACCAAGGAGUUCCUCAGUGCAGAAGUGACACACUACUACCUGUAUUGCAGUCAGAGUCUACCCAACCCUUUCCAACAGUCUCUGACUAUCUUCCAGAGGUCUCUAACCACCAUGCAGAUCCAGAUACAAGGACUACUGCAGUUCUCUGUACCUGUCUUCCCUACUGCUGAGAGAGACCUUCUGGGCAUCCAGCGCCUGCUGAACUCUACAGAGUUCAACCUGAACCAGUUAACAGCCCUGCUAGACUGCAGGGGGCUCCAUAAGAACUACCUGGAUGGUCUGAUGGGGGUGUGUUAUGACGGGGUGGAGGGUCUCCUCUACCUCUGCCUCUUCUCUCUGCUGUCGGUCAGUGCCUUCUGUGUCAUGCUGUGUGCCAUCCCCCGGGCAUGGACCCUCAUCACCAGCAGGGACAGGGACUAUGACGACAUCGACGAGGAGGAUCCGUUUAACCCCCAGGCCCGUCAUAUGGCCUUCAACCCCAGUAGAGCCAGCCAUGUACACAGCUUCUGUAGCUUCAGCAGCAGUCUGGACAGCCAGGCCAGUCCACACCCUCCACCACAGACUGCCGCCAUCCUCCCCACCUCAGAGUACAUGAAUCAGUCCAUGCUGUUUGGAGGGAACCCUCGUUAUGAGAACGUUCCUCUGAUCGGGAGGGGAUCCCCGCCACCCUCGUAUUCUCCCAGAAUGAGAACCACCUACCUGUCUAUGACUGAGGCACAGAUCAGACACUUUGGGACAAACUUCCAGCAGGUAUAGCCCCCAACUAUGGCCUACUGGUCCCCCUCAGGAAGGGUCUGUCUGGGACUACCACUGUACUGAGGAAGCAGAGUUUACAGAUAACCCUGUCCAUGGAUGUCUCACCCUGCUCUCCUGGCCAUCUGUUACUUAAAUGCAGGAGGUGUGGGGUCAUCAACAGCUCAGGAACACACUGACGCUCUCAAAGUCCUGUACUGUACGUGUAGAAACCAGGAGACUACAUAGAACCCUGAGUGUAAAGUGCACACUUCAGUUAUGUGUUUUCUUCAAAUGUGAGUGUCCGUCUCGAGCCAGAUCAGAAGACAUGAUUGUUAUGGACCAAGUUGAACAUUUAUAUUUUUUUCCUGCGAGUGAUGUCACCUUCGGUGGAUUUCAGGGGACAACAAACCAGAUUGAUUUCCUUCACAGCCAUAGACUGUUAAAUGGUUAUUACAUGAACUCUCUUCAAUCUUCCCCAACCUGGCAUCACUAUUACAAAGUGUCAUCUAACCAGUCUGGCAUGCAGCUCCUCUUACACUUGACUACACAGCUCUUACACAUUUGACACAACCCAAAGUCUUCAUAAUGUCUUCCCUCAGAAUGAUGAGUCAAACUUGAUGAAAACAGAUACUGUAUUGUCACUUAUCUUUCAGGUUAUUCAUUGAUGUCAAGGAAUGGCAAAUAUAAUGGACUUAUUUUUAAAUGUGACUGGAAAACAGAUCAUGUUCAUGUGAUGUCUAUACUUUUAGAGAAAAGGGUGCUGUCUAGAACCUAAAAGAAAAGGGUGCUGUCUAGAACCUAAAAGAAAAGGGUGCUGUCUAGAACCUAAAAGAAAAGGGUGCUGUCUAGAACCUAAAAGAAAAGGGUGCUGUCUAGAACCUAAAAGAAAAGGGUGCUGUCUAGAACCUAAAAGGGUUCUUUGGCUGUCCACAUAGGAGAGCCCUUUGAAUAACCCUUUUUGGUUCCAGGUAGAACCUUUUGAUGUUCCAUGUAGAACCUUUUGGGGUUCCAUGUAGAACCCUUUCCACAGAGGGUUCUACAUGGAACUCAAAAGUGUUCUACCUGGAACCGAAAAUGGUUCUACCUGGAACCGAAAGGGAUUCUCCUAUGGGGACAGCCGAAGAACCCUUCUAGAACCCUGUUUUCUAAUAUAUGUAUGUGUAAGGGGGACUGAGGAGAAAGGAUGCAUGACGAUGUUUCUAAAGCCUUUAUUUCCUCUGACCUGUUUCUCUCUGUUCUCCUAUGCUGUGUCAUCCUGCAUGCUGUGUCCUGCUCAAGUCUAGCCUGGAUUCCCGACUGAAUAUCAGUCCGUUUCAUUAUUGUGUCAGUGAAUCAUUGAAAGGAAUAAAACAAAGCGAUAUUCA
Salvelinus fontinalis (brook trout) is the source of this 3243-nucleotide messenger RNA. Its product is annotated as protein tweety homolog 2-like. The record is from RefSeq and is a predicted model, not a curated record. Gene Ontology annotation, molecular function: volume-sensitive chloride channel activity; intracellularly calcium-gated chloride channel activity. Bases 293 to 1900 code for a protein of 535 amino acids. NCBI's taxonomy places the organism in Eukaryota, Metazoa, Chordata, Actinopteri, Salmoniformes, Salmonidae. Gene Ontology annotation, cellular component: plasma membrane. The transcript is spliced from 14 exons.